AUGCGCAACUCAAUUGUCCUCAGCCCCGGCCUGGCCCGCCCCUCGACAUUUCAUACAACCCGUCGAUCGUUCGUGACCACCGCUGCAAAGAGUGUCGCCGCCGCUACUUCAUCUCCAGCGUCUGCGCCACCGCUGAACCCACGAUGGCUUUCUGAGCUGCAGUCGCGCAUCAAGCGGUGCGCCGGGCUCGACCUCAGCGGGCAGCAGAAGGAGGAGUUGGCGGCUCUGCGGAAGGCUGUCGAUGGGCAGUGGUUGGAGUUGCUCGCCGGACGGGAGGGGUUCCUCACCGGUCCCGGGUGGAGGGGCCUUGACAGACAUACAGUGACUUGGGGAGACCAGGAUGCAAUGGUACUACAGGGUCAUGUAAACAAUGUCGUCUACAACAAGUACGCCGAGUCGGCGCGGGUCAACUGGCUUCGUAACUUUGCGACGACGGUGGAUCCUGAGCACAAGGAUGAGUGGGACCAGCUCAUGAGCCCAAAGGACAUUGGCCUCAUCAUGAGAAGCAUCAAAACGGACUACAAGUUUCCAAUGGCCUACCCAGACCACGUGACGGUCCUCCAUAAGCUUGUUUCCAAGCCGACAUACGAAUCAGAUUUCAUCCUACUUGAAGCUCUUCUCGUCUCCGAGGGCCACCGUCGCCCUGCCGCCCGCUGCUUCGAGGAUAUCGUGGUCUACGACUACAAGACCGCCAAGAGGGCGCCACUGAAGCCCUUCAUGGUCGACCGGCUACGGGAGACAUACGAGGCGCAAGAACAGAGCAAGAUUGACUGCGAGGAAAAAGUAAAGGGUCUCGUCGACAUUGUCGAGCGUCUCGAGAAGGCCGCGUAA
This is a messenger RNA of Colletotrichum paranaense, 831 nucleotides long. RefSeq lists its product as uncharacterized. Gene Ontology annotation, molecular function: fatty acyl-CoA hydrolase activity. The record is from RefSeq and is a predicted model, not a curated record. Lineage: Eukaryota; Fungi; Ascomycota; Sordariomycetes; Glomerellales; Glomerellaceae. The transcript is spliced from 5 exons. Gene Ontology annotation, cellular component: mitochondrion. The coding region runs from base 1 to 831 and encodes 276 amino acids.